This is a messenger RNA of Neolamprologus brichardi, 6495 nucleotides long. The record is from RefSeq and is a predicted model, not a curated record. Lineage: Eukaryota; Metazoa; Chordata; Actinopteri; Cichliformes; Cichlidae.
UUUCCGCAUCAUCCUUUAUCAUCCUGUUGAAGAGGAGUCUUUUUCAGAGAGUACUGACCCAAGCUGGCCAGGUGCAUAUCCAGUAAAUAUGGUGGGAGGAGGGGCAACGGAGCUUUAGCCGGUCUCACCUUUCAUGACCUCUUGUAAUAAGAUUACCUGGUUCACACGUCAUGACUAGAGAGAGAGACAGAAAGGGGGCAGUUAUCUCGCGGUGGAGCCAGGCUACGGUCCGGGUGGAGUGUUGCUGUGCCUUGCUGUGACUGGUUAAAGAGAUCGGGGCAGCAGUGCUGAUGUGCCCGCGCGAGGAGGAGGAGGCUGUAGCUGCACUGACAGCCGGCAUUGGAGGCUCCUUUCCGGGCACUGGAAGGAUUUUUGUUGAGUACUUCUUAAGCCGAAACAUGGUGGGCAAGCAAUAAGGCUUGACGGAAGAUGCGACGGGGGUGGUGGCUCGUCAGAUGGCUGGGGACAGGAAUGGCAAUCCUCUCUUUGCUAACCCACAGCUGGGGCCAGAACACAGAAGACUGGCACUAUGAGGAGUGUAAGCUGUCCCGGCCUGGUCCCCCUGCAACCAUAGUCACCGUUGACGAGGAGAGCCCAAAUGGUACAGUUUUGGUGGAAAACAUGCAGAUAAAUGGCCGUGCCCAAGACCCAGGCAGAACCAUCUCACUGACGUUGUUGGAUAAUUAUGACUACUGGGUGAUAUUGGAACCAGCACGGCAGAGACUCUACCUCAACAGCACUGGGCGUUUUCUGGACAGAGAUCCCCCCAACUCCAUCAGCACCAUCGUGGUUCAGGUGCAGUGCACAAAUCAGCUGGUUGGUACUAUCAUCUUGCAUGAGGUACGGAUUGUUGUGAGGGACAGGAAUGACAACGCCCCUCGCUUUCAGCAGCCACGCUACUAUGUUGCAGUAAACGAGCUCACACCACCUGGAACAACAAUUUUCACUGGCUUCUCGGGAAAUAAUGGUGCUACGGACAUUGACGAUGGGCCUAAUGGACAUAUAGAAUACAGCAUCAUUUACAACCCCGGAGACCCGGCAUCUAACAGAACAGUAGCAGUCAGCAACAGCCUUUCAGGAAACAUUAUUUUGGCAGAGAGACUAAACUACGAGGACAGAACACGGUACCUGGUUUUGGUCCAAGCCAAUGACCGCGCUCCAUUCCCCCCUAACCGACUAACAGCUACCACAACUUUGACUGUGGAUGUCGAGGAUGGAGACGACCUGGGUCCCAUGUUCCUGCCUUGUGUUUUAGUGAACAACACUCGUGACUGCAACCCCCUCACUUACCGUGCUGCUAUCCCUGAAUUCACUGAACCGAACAAACUGAACCCACUGAAUGUUACCCCUCCGAUCCGUGCUGUGGACAUGGACAGAAAUAUACAGCCCCCAAGUGCCAGACCAAGCAUUCUCUACUACAUCCUAGUUGGUGAACCAAACACAUAUGCAGCAUAUUUCUCUUUGAACAAAACCACUGCAGAAAUGCGCGUCCUGCAGCCAAUCAGCCGGGACUUGUAUCAAAAGUUCACAUUAGUCAUCAAGGCUGAACAGGAUAAUGGUCAUCCCCUCCCAGCAUAUGCUAAAGUCAUCAUUGAAAUCUUGGAUCAGAACAACCAGGCACCAUAUUUCCAGUUUGCUACCUAUCAGGGCUAUGUGAGUGAGUCCUCCCCAGUUGGUACGACUAUCUCAGCCAGUGCCAACCUUACCGCCCCCCUGGGAAUCGUCGCUUUGGAUAAUGACAUUGAGGAGACAAAAGACCCCAUGGUGACGAUUACCCUGGAUGACUACACCGUGAUCUUCAGCCUGACCCCAACUGGGAUAAUCCGCUACCUGAGGCUCCUCAAACCUGUGGACCGGGAAAAGCAGAUGGUCUAUACUUUCACGAUGGUGGCAUCAGAUGGCGUCCAGCAGAGCAGGCCAGUAACUGUCAACAUCCUGGUCAUUGAUGCCAAUGACAAUACCCCCACAUUUGGAGAGGUCUCCUACAGUGUUGAAGUCUUCACCAACAUGCAGCCGGGGGAGACGGUGCUACAGCUGACAGCAUCAGAUGCAGAUGAAGGGCUGAAUGGUUUGGUGACCUAUGAGAUACUGGCUGGCGCCCAAGGAGAUUUCAUCAUCAGUAAUCGCACUGGACGCAUCACCGUGGCACCUGGUGUCACUUUAACUGUUGGGCGAUCUUACACACUCACUGUCAGGGCCUCCGACAAUGCACCAGAGACCCAGAGAAGGAGCUCCAUCACAACAGUCAACAUCGAGGUUUUGCCACCCAACAAUCAGAGUCCACCACGCUUUCCUCUCCCGACAUACAGCCUAGAAGUCAGUGAAGCUAUGAGGAUAGGAGCUAUUCUGCUCAAUCUGCAGGCCAUAGACAGAGAGAACGAUCCGAUCAGAUAUCGCAUUUUGAGCGGGGAUUCCCAGAAGGUCUUUAACCUCACUGAAACGAUUGGCCUUCUACUUCUGGACAAGCCUCUGGACAGAGAGACAACUGACCAGUACCGUCUGAUUGUCACAGCCUCAGAUGGUCACCCUGGAGGGACAACCACAACUACUGUGAACAUAGUUGUUACUGAUGUCAAUGAUAAUGACCCGAAGUUUGAUCUCACCAUACCUUCAAAUUUUUCUGUGCGAGAAGAAGAAGCUAACUUGUUUGUAGGACGAGUAAAGGCCACAGAUCCAGAUGCAGGCGCUAAUGGCCAGGUGCGCUACCGGAUCGUGAAUCAUCCCGACUUGUUUACAAUAAGCGCUAAUGGAAGCAUCUACACACGAGUGCCACUUGAUCGGGAGUCAAGAAGUCAGUAUGACUUGGUGGUUGAAGCCUCGGAUGGGGCAGUAGACCCGCGACGGACCUCUUUCACUGUCUCAGUCCAAGUCACGGAUAUCGAUGACAACAGCCCGGUGUUCUCCCAGCAGACUUAUGUGGUGAAUGUGCCUGAGAACAGCCCUGUGGGAACUGUAGUCCUGCAGCUAAGUGCGGUAGACUUAGAUCUCUUCUCCAAUGUCACUUAUCGGAUCAAGACUGAAUCAGCCAGGCAGCUGUUUUCCCUGAACCCUGUAACAGGGGUGUUAGCUGUACUGCAGACCCUGGACUUCGAGUCCCUGGCAGCUAUGAACAUGGGGGCUUCUUACACAUUCCAGGUAGAAGCUGUCAACCAAGGAGGGGUCAUGCCUCCUGGGCAAGCUUCUGUCACAGUCCACAUCACGGACAUGAAUGACUUCUCCCCCAUUUUUAAGCAAGACCUGUAUAAAGGCAUGGUGGCACCUAAUGCAGAGAAAGGAACAGUCAUUACCACAGUUUAUGCUGAGGACCAAGACCCACCAGGUACUCCGGCCAGUUUGGUUCGCUACAGAGUGGAUCUGAACAGAUCGCCAUACAGUGGGAGUAUUUUUGAUGUGGAAGCAGAAACAGGGAGAAUUAUCACUAAGGUCAACCUCAAUGAAGAGCCCAGUGUCACCUUUAACCUCUUUGUGAUAGCCUAUGACAAUGGGGAGCCAGUGAAGUCUAACAGCACUUUGGUGGAGAUCACAGUCCUUCAGCCUUCUCGCAUCCCAAUCUUCACCCAGGAAGAGUACACGUUCCCUCCAGUUAGUGAGCUGGCUCCUAUUGGCACUUCAGUAGGGAUUAUUCUUGCUGCUGCUAUCAAUCAAACCAUCUUCUACUCCAUUGUUGGAGGAAACGAACGAGGUCAUUUUCAGGUGAACAACAGGACAGGCGUCAUCUCCACGGCAAAACCACUGGAUUAUGAAAACGUGACCAGCUAUGUCCUCAGGGUUCAGGCCGACUCAAUGGUGGUUGUCAUGUCCAACCUCCGUGUGCCUUCUAAAACUAACACAGCCAAGGUGUUCAUUGGGGUUCUGGAUGAGAACGACCACCCUCCUGUCUUCUCCAGGAAGCUCUACAUAGGCGGUGUGGCAGAAGACACUAAGAUCUUCAGCUCAGUGCUCAAGAUAGUGGCCACUGAUAAGGACACUGGGAAUUACAGUGCCAUGGCAUACCGCCUCAUCAUCCCACCCACCCCAGAGGGCCAGGACAGUUUUGUCAUUGAGACCUACACUGGUAUCGUCAAGUCGGCCAUCAUGUUUCGGAACAUGCGCAGAUCCUACUUCAAGUUUGAGGUUAUUGCUACUGAUGACUAUGGAAAAGGUCUUAGCAACCGCGCUGAAGUGGUGGUAAGUAUCCAUAUGAUGCUUUCCGUAGGUACAACACACCCCGAUAUGAUACAAAGUUUCAUCUGUGUGUAUCUCAGUAUUCUGGAGCGCCACGUCCAGGACCAGAUUCCAGGUGCCAAGGUGAUUGUAGAGGCUAUCGGGCCACGUCGCCAUGGUGAUGGCUAUGAGUUAGAAGACUACUCUAAGUCGGACCUGAUGGUAUACGCCAUUGACCCACUCACGAACAGGGCCAUUUCACGUCAGGAGCUUUACAAAUUUCUCGAUGGGAACGUGCUGGAAAUCAAUAAGGAGUUUCAGCCUUACCUGGGUGAAGGUGGCCGCAUUCUUGAGAUUCGCUCCCCAGAUAUUGUAGACACUGUGAAGAAGGCUGCCCAGGCUGUCGGCUACACAGAGGGUGCCCUCCUGGCCCUGGCGAUCAUCAUUAUCCUUUGCUGCAUCCCUGCCAUUCUCAUCGUCAUGGUCACCUACAAACAGUUCAAAGAGCGACAAGCAGAGUGUGCCAAAACUGCCAGGAUUCAGAUGGCUUUACCACCGGGAGGGAAAGCAGCUCCGGCAGCUGCUCCCACUGCUAACCUCUAUGAAGAGUUGGGCGACAGCAGCAUGAGGCGAGGGUACGGCCGACAGCAACAGCAACUGCUGAGGCCAUCUCUUCUGAGACCUGAGGAACUCUCCAUGGAGUCAGGUAUCGACCCUGGCCAGGACUACUACACACAGGACUACUAUAAUUAUGACCAGGGGUACGAGUUUCCUCAGUAUGGCAGUCGGCGGAGGCUGAUAUCACCCAUGUAUGAUGAAUAUGGAGAGGUUAUUGUGGAGGAUGAUGGGUAUUACUACAGUCCACAUGGCCCUGAGCCUGGGAGAAAGAAGCGGAUUAAGUUGAUUGUAGAUCGGGAAAACGAGACCAGCUCCACUGCAGAGGACAGCAGCACAGAGACGCAACGGAACAGACUCCCAAACAGCCACAGCAACAUAAACGGGAAUAUCUACCUCGCACAGAAUGGCACUAUUGUGCGAACUAGGCGACCGCCUCAUCUAAACAACCUAAAGAUGGGUUCUCCAUGUCGGCUGGGUAAGCAUUUUAAAAAACUAGAAAAGCUGGGCGUAACACAUGAAGAACCGCCUCCGGUUAUUAGUGUUGAGGACAUGGGAAACGAAGCAGAAAAUGAAAGAGGUACGAGUGUUCCCUCCAACAUGGACAUCAACCUCAACACUCGGUCCUCUUGUAGUUCCCUGGGUUCCACCAUUAAAGAGCUUAAAAGUUUUGGGUCCAAAACCAAUAUUGCCAAGGCCACAAUUGACAGAAACAGCAGUGGCCCGUGUGUCACUGAGCAGCAAGAGACUUCAGUUGACAACCACAAGAACAGUAGGGAGACACUGGAGUCCCACAGUGACCACACAUUAUCAGAUGAGGAGGAAUUGUGGAUGGGACCUUGGAACAACCUGCACAUACCAAUGACAAAACUCUGACUGGCCAUGCUGAAAAAUUGAUCCCCCUUUUUUGGUUAUUUUCCAUUCUCUAUCAAGUGUUUUUUUUUUUCUUGGUCAUAAAAAUGUGUGCCUAAGCUGGAUAAGCUCCAAUCACAGAUGGGUGAUUGCCCUUAUAGUCACAUUUUAUUUAGUCCUAAUCUGUUAAAGCUUAUUGUAACAAGCGUUUAUCACCAACAGGGCCGUUACAGGUGGGAACAUUGAGCUGAAAGGCAAUGAGUGCCUCAAAGAAAUAUGAAAUUAUAUGUGAAGAGUGCUUGAGUGUACUUUUAAUUUUAUUCAGCACAGAAGAUGGACUUAUUUUAUGGAGUGAAUCCUUUUUUUUUGCAUCGGUUUAUCUUUUUUUUCCUGAAACAGAUCAGAGAUUGUCCAUUACACUAUGCUGUUAAAGGUACUUUAAAGAAAUAUGAAGAAAUUGUGGUAAUGUAGUCUGUGAUGUGGGAAAAGAAAGUUAUUUUGCUAAUGGGGUUGUACUUGCGAAUAAUUCAAAUUGUUACUGAUUAUUUUAUGUUGUGAUCACUCGGUAAUGUUUUUGAGAAUUUAUGAAAAAUAUAUGAAAUUAUUUUUGUCUAUUUUCUAUCUAACAGAUAUGAAGAGUCUAACAUAUGACAUUAAAGACAUAAUAGCCACAUGACUGUCAUUGCUGUAUUUCAACAGUGAAAUAUGACGGUGUGAUCAUAGUGUUUUUAUAUGGACAUUUGUACCUACAGAAUGUGAUAUUUUCAGUCCCUUUACAUGAUGCAGGUUCAGUCUGAUCAUGUCAUGACAGUGGAAGGAAAACCAAAAACAUGUAUCACAUUCAACAAUAAAGGUCUGCCUAUUUUAUUGUUUUGUGAAGCAUAA